This is a messenger RNA of Syngnathoides biaculeatus (alligator pipefish), 4592 nucleotides long. It is a transcript of the gene pik3cb, whose product is annotated as phosphatidylinositol-4,5-bisphosphate 3-kinase, catalytic subunit beta. The coding region runs from base 476 to 3706 and encodes 1076 amino acids. The transcript has 26 exons. NCBI's taxonomy places the organism in Eukaryota, Metazoa, Chordata, Actinopteri, Syngnathiformes, Syngnathidae. The record is from RefSeq and is a predicted model, not a curated record. Gene Ontology annotation, biological process: phosphatidylinositol-3-phosphate biosynthetic process; cell migration; phosphatidylinositol 3-kinase/protein kinase B signal transduction. Gene Ontology annotation, molecular function: 1-phosphatidylinositol-3-kinase activity; 1-phosphatidylinositol-4-phosphate 3-kinase activity. Gene Ontology annotation, cellular component: plasma membrane; phosphatidylinositol 3-kinase complex; cytoplasm.
GUCACCUGAGCCAGGACACAGCCGGCCAGAUGGUUGCCUCUUAAACGGACCUUUUUAUGCCUGAAAUUAGUGUUGUCGUGAAACCUUACGAAGUUUGUUUGCCUGCUACGUCGUUAAACGUCAAGACGGGCGACCAAAGGACUUACCCAACGGAAGGAUCUGGAAGAGCUGGUGGCCAGGAUGUGGAGGAUCCAAAAGGAUCCUGCCUCCUUUGGACCUAGUUCGCAUUGCAUCAGAAGCAGUUUCUCAGGACAUUUGCCAGCCUAAACAUCCCACAGAUGUAUAGAAAUUAAGGAACUUUGGAUAAUAACAGGUACACACUGGAACUCAGCAUUUUGCCACAAAAGGUAACUUCACACUGCACCAGUGAUUUUUAAUGGAUGGAACCAAAUGCUAUAAAACAUCGAUUCCUUUCCCGAUCCACCGAUGAGGCACAAGGUCCUUAUGGUUGAGGUGGUGUGUGGUACCUCUUGCGAUGCCUCCAGCCAUGACAGACGACCUGGACAUAUGGGCAGACCAUUCGCCCUUGGCUGGCCAUGCCCCGGAUCAAGUCACGGUGGACUUUCUUCUUCCCACCGGUAUCUACAUUCAAAUGGAUGUUCCACGCGAGGCUACCUUUCAACAUAUCAAACUGCUUUUAUGGAAACAGGCUCAGACAUUCCCAUUGUUUACUGUCUUGGGCGACAUGGAAAGUCACAUGUUCGAAUGUGUCAACCAGACAGCCGUACACGAAGAACUAGAAGAUGAAACUCGCAGACUUUGUGAUGUUCGUCCUUUCUUACCGGUUCUCAAGUUGGUGACGCGCAACUGUGGCCAAGCAGAACGGCUGCUGGAUUCAAAGAUUGGUGUGCUUAUUGGCAAAGGUCUUCAUGAACUUGAUGGCAUGGAUGACCAGGAAGUAAAGGACUUUCGCUGUAAAAUGUCUCGCAUCAGUGAAGAAAGAAUGCAACGUCUCCAGAUGAUGACUUGGACAGAGUGGAUGCAUGCGUCUUUUUCCCCACAGCUCGAACCAAGGAUCAUCAACGAUGGACUCAAUGAGUGCACAACUGAUUUAAAAGUCAUCAUCCACUUUGAUCAAUCUCAGGAUUCUGCCAGUCUGAAAGUGCCUGCGUCUUGCAACCCUGCUGAGCUGAUGGAACUGGCUAUGAGGAAAUGGUUGACCACUCAUGGGCACAAAGAGGAGGGAUGGAGAGGACAGUAUGUACUGAGAGUCAGCCAUUGCAUGGAGUUCCUCUGUGAAGACCAUGCUCUAUGUGAAUACAAGUACAUACGCACUUGCAUGAAGUCGAAGGAGUCUCCGCACCUUACCCUGGUCUCCACCAGCACAGUCAAGGCCAUGUUUGAAAAGGAAAUUACUGCCAUUGGAGCUGUAGUCAGUCGGAAGUCCUCUAACCCACCUUUGCCGCUACCUCCCAAAAAAAGGGUUCCCAUGCAUGUACAGACUUGCUUGUGGGACGUGCCAAACCCAUUUAAGAUAGUUCUACUGAAAGGCAGCAAAGUGAAUGCAGAGGAGACUGCUAAGGUUCAAGUCAGGGCCGGUCUUUUUCACGGAACAGAGCUGCUGUGCAAGCCAGCUGUGAGCACUGAGACCUGUGGACGUUCAGAGCACAUGUGGAAAGACAGCAUAUUAGAGUUUGACAUUUCUGUCUGUGACCUGCCGCGAAUGACACGUCUCUGCUUCGCCAUUUAUGCCGUCAUGGAUAAGGUCAAGAAGCAGAAGUCCACCAAAAACGCCCAUCCAAACAAGUACCAGACCAUUCGCAAGGCAGGAAAAGUGCACUAUCCCAUUGCCUGGGUGAACACAAUGGUGUUUGACUACAAAGGUCAGUUGAAGAUAGGUGAUAUCAUCCUUCACUGCUGGUCUUCAUUUCCUGAUGAACUUGAAGAGAUGCUGAACCCCAUAGGAACUAUUCAGACCAAUCCAUACACUGAAAAUGCCACAGCUCUACACAUCAAUUUCCUAGAAUACGCACCGCACCCCAUCAUUUUCCCUCCGUUUGACAAGAUCCUGGAAAAAGCUGCAGAAAUUGCCAGAGCAAGUGACUGUUCACCUAUGGGUCGUGGAGGUAAAAAGUUCUACAUUGAGCUGAAGGAGAUCAUGGGGCGAGAUCCUUUGUCCCAGCUGUGUGAGAAUGAGAAGGAUUUGAUCUGGACACUACGCUACGACUGCCGAGAAAAUUUUCCUCAGUCACUGCCCAAGCUGCUGCUCUCCGUCAAGUGGAGCAAACAUGAGGACAUGGCCCAGCUGCAAGCACUUCUUCAGAUUUGGCCCAAACUGUGUCCAAGAGAUGCGCUUGAGCUUCUGGAUUUUAACUACCCAGAUCAAUAUGUCCGAGAGUACGCUGUACGCUGCUUGUAUGAUAUGAGUAAUGAGGAGCUGUCACAGUACUUGCUACAGUUGGUGCAGGUGUUGCGCUAUGAGCCCUAUUAUGAUUGUGCCCUUACCCACUUCCUGCUGGAGCGAGCUCAGGGCAACCGCAAGAUAGGGCACUUCCUUUUCUGGCACUUACGGUCAGAAAUCCACAUGCCUGCUGUUUCGGUUCAGUUUGCCCUCAUGCUUGAAGCCUACUGUAGAGGCAGUAUCCCUCAUAUUGAGGUGCUAAAGAAACAGGUGGAAGCCCUGAGUAAGCUAAAAUCAGUGAAUGAGCUAAUCAAGCUGGGAACCAUGAAGAAUGCUCGGGGUAAGACAAAGGAGGCAAUGUUGACUAAGGAGGCUAUGAUGACUUGCCUUCGGCAGAGUGGCUACUCAGAGACUCUGUCUGACCUCCACUCUCCUCUAAAUCCCAACAUCCUGCUGUCAGGCAUGAAUGUGGAAAAGUGUCGCUACAUGGACUCCAAGAUGAAGCCACUCUGGAUUGUUUACAACAACAAGUUGCUGGCAGGAGACACGUUGGGAAUCAUCUUCAAGAAUGGGGAUGAUCUAAGGCAAGAUAUGUUGACACUGCAGAUAUUGAGGUUAAUGGAUUUGCUAUGGAAGGAGGCUAAUCUAGAUCUCAGGGUAGUACCAUAUGGUUGUCUAGCAACAGGUGACCGGGCAGGGCUAAUUGAAGUUGUGUCAUCGGCCAACACAAUUGCCAACAUCCAGUUGACUAGCUCCAAUGUUGCAGCCACAGCUGCUUUCAACAAGGAUGCUCUGCUCAACUGGCUCAAGGAACGGAACUCUGGUGAUGCUCUUGAUCGAGCCAUUGAAGAGUUCACACUGUCAUGUGCAGGCUACUGUGUAGCCACAUAUGUCCUCGGCAUCGGGGACCGCCACAGUGACAACAUCAUGGUCCGAAGCACAGGACAGCUCUUCCAUAUAGACUUCGGUCACAUCCUGGGCAACUUUAAGUCCAAGUUUGGCAUAAAGAGGGAGCGUGUGCCAUUCAUCCUCACACACGACUUUAUUCACGUCAUACAGCAGGGCAAAACUGGUUACACUGAAAAAUUUGGCAGCUUCCGUCAGUACUGUGAGGAGGCUUAUCUCAUCUUGAGGAAGAACGGGAACCUCUUCAUCACACUGUUUGCCCUCAUGCUGACCGCUGGCCUGCCUGAGCUCACUUCAGUCAAAGACAUCCAGUACCUCAAGGAUUCCCUGGCUUUGGGCAAAACAGACGAGGAGGCACUGAAACAGUUCCGCCAGAAAUUCGAUGAGGCCCUGAGGGAGAGCUGGACAACCAAAGUCAACUGGAUGGCCCACAAUGUCGCCAAAGACAACCGCUCCUAGAGCACCAGAGACGCGUUGAAGGCAACCACAUAACAGGCUCAUCCGCGCUAGCUCUUUUGGGUUGUGUGGUGGAUUUGACAUUUGUUAGAACAGAAUGGGCCCACGCUCUAACCACACCACUGAGGUCCUUUCCACAUUCCUUGAUUCCUUAAAGGACCAUCACACCAACAGGAAGUCCAUAAUGAGUGAUGCUGAAAGUGUACCCAACGACCCGUUUGUGGGCAGAUUGUAUUUUUUUAUUAUUAGAUUCCUUCUCUCGAUGCUCCAGGAUUAUGAGACUUUAAGGGAAGUGAGAAGCCUUCUGUUCCCAUUUUAAAAUGACUGACUUAAAACUGUUUGGACUAUUAAACACUGGAACAUUUUAAAAAGAAAUUGAGAUGGUUUUUUUUUUUUUGUUUGCUUGUGUUGGGUUUUUUUUGGUGCCUAACUCCAAUUAAGUCCAAAACAAGCAGUUACUACUAUCCCAAAACCUUUCAAUAGACUGCCACCCAAUGGCAGAUGGACUGAGAAAUACGAAAAAGCAACUGUGAUGUUGCUGGCCUUAUCCAUGAAUGUACAAAUGUUUUCCACACUUGUGAGUCUUUAUAUGGCCAAUUAUUUUGGAGUUAUUGUGAAACCCCCAAGCGUCAGUCUCUGUGUGCGUGUUCUGUGCAAUAUCCAUUGAGUACAUAAACCAUAUCUACAGUACAUUUAUAAAGCCCUCAGGCCUAAGCCUAUACUGUAAUGUUUUUUGUGUAUCAACUAUAGUUUAUACCACUAUGUAUCAACAGUCUGACACUGGAUAUUGUCAAAUGUACAGGCUUUUUUUCCUUUUUUUUUCAACAUGAGUUGUUUUUUUUUUUUAAAUAGGUUUUAUUAAUUAAAUGUUAUUUUCCACUGGGCUGUA